CAAGAAAAAAAAAAACGAGCAUAUAUUGAAAGAGAGCGUGAACAAGGUCACAUCCAGUUAUGGAACGACUAUUUCUCUGACGAUGCAACAUUCCCUACGCAUAUAUUUCGACGCCGUUUCAGAAUGAACAAGCACUUGUUCAUGCGUAUUGUUGAUCGACUCUCCAAUGAAGUUCCAUUCUUUGAACAAAAAAGAGAUGCUACCGGAAGGUUCGGUUUCUCGGCACUACAGAAAGCUACAGCAGCAAUUCGUAUGUUGGCAUAUGGUCAUGCGGCUGAUGCGGUUGACGAAUAUCUCCGAAUUGGUGAAAGUACUUCGAUGUCAUGUUUACACCAUUUUGUUGAAGGAAUCAUCUAUUUGUUCGGAGAUGAGUACUUAAGAAGACCCACACGAGAAGAUCUUAUACGACUACUCCAUAUUGGAGCGGCACGUGGAUUUCCCGGGAUGAUAGGAAGCAUAGAUUGUAUGCAUUGGGAGUGGAAGAAUUGCCCCACAUCUUGGAAAGGGCAAUAUACGCGUGGAUCCGGCAAACCAACAAUCGUUUUAGAGGCUGUUGCUUCCCAAGAUCUUUGGAUAUGGCACGCGUUUUUUGGACCUCCAGGUACCUUAAACGAUAUCAAUAUUCUUGAUCGAUCACCAGUUUUUGAUGAUAUAUUACAAGGUAAAGCUCCGAAAGUGAAAUACGUAGUCAACGGGAACGACUAUCGUUUGGCUUACUAUCUCACAGAUGGCAUUUAUCCUAAAUGGGCUACAUUUAUCCAAUCUAUUUCUAUUCCACAAGGUGAAAAAGCUUCUUUAUUUGCUACAAAUCAAGAAGCUUGCCGCAAAGAUGUUGAACGUGCUUUUGGAGUUUUGCAAGCUCGAUUUGCCAUUGUCAAAAAUCCGGCUCUUAUUUGGGAUAAGGUAAAAAUAGCAAAGAUUAUGCGAGCAUGUAUAAUUCUUCAUAAUAUGAUAGUAGAGGAUGAACGAGAUGGGUACACUCAGUUUGAUGUCACCGAAUUCGAACACCCGGAAUCAACCACAUCUUCACAAGUGGAUUUCACCUACUCUACAGAAAUGCCUUCAAAUCUCGGUAAUAUGAUGGCCACUCGAUCCGAAAUACGUGAUCGGACUAAGCAUGAACAACUGAAAGCUGAUUUGGUUGAGCAUAUUUGGCGACAUUUUGGCAAUAACUAAGCUAACGAAUACUCGUUAUUCCGUUUUUUUUUUGUAUUUUUUUUUUU
Arabidopsis lyrata subsp. lyrata is the source of this 1223-nucleotide messenger RNA. RefSeq names its product putative nuclease HARBI1. The transcript has a single exon. The annotation marks the transcript as partial. The record is from RefSeq and is a predicted model, not a curated record. NCBI's taxonomy places the organism in Eukaryota, Viridiplantae, Streptophyta, Magnoliopsida, Brassicales, Brassicaceae.